UUCGACAUGGCAUUCUUUGACUGGACUGAUUAUGAAGAUAUGAGGCAUCCUCCCAAAAAGCUAUUUUCUAAGAAGCGCGGUUCUGACAAACAGGCCACAAAAAGCCCCAGCACUGAACCUGUGGCACUUACAUCAGAUAAGAGCUGCAAACAUCACCUAGAUUGUCUGCCAGGGUCCUGCUGCAACCUCAGGACACAUGUAUGUGAGCUCCACAACCGCGGCUUCAACAACAAGUGCUAUGAUAACUGCAUGUGUGAGGAAGGGCUUCGGUGCUAUGCUAAAUUACACAGGCAUUACCGCAUCACACGCAAAAGGGACAGUGUGUUGAUCCUGAGGGUAUAAGCUUAAACCGUGGCAUGUUCAUUAUGGUUUAAAUGAGGCAGGAGAAUUUGUCAUAUUUUCCUUUCCAAAUGCAUGCUAUUAUAUUUCCACUAUGUUGGAACAUUUUA
Messenger RNA from Carassius auratus (goldfish), 449 nucleotides. Its product is annotated as draxin-B-like. Bases 7 to 342 code for a protein of 111 amino acids. Gene Ontology annotation, cellular component: extracellular region. The transcript has 4 exons. The record is from RefSeq and is a predicted model, not a curated record. Lineage: Eukaryota; Metazoa; Chordata; Actinopteri; Cypriniformes; Cyprinidae. Gene Ontology annotation, biological process: axon guidance; Wnt signaling pathway.